This is a messenger RNA of Etheostoma cragini (Arkansas darter), 1668 nucleotides long. RefSeq lists its product as uncharacterized. Lineage: Eukaryota; Metazoa; Chordata; Actinopteri; Perciformes; Percidae. The record is from RefSeq and is a predicted model, not a curated record. The transcript has 5 exons. The coding region runs from base 409 to 1035 and encodes 208 amino acids.
AAUCUCAGAAACUAGUUAUUAUAUCUGGUAAUUUUCCUCUGUAAUAUGGUGGAGCAGAAGUAUUAGUAACAGAAAAUGAAUCUACGCAAGGACAGUAUGUGUCCCUCAAAAUUGUAAAGUAAAUUAGUAAAUGUAUUUAGUUAUUUUUUACCACUGUUAAUGAUUAGCCUGCCUACAUAAAGAUUUUCCAAUAAGAAAAAAACAAUGCAGUCUUUCAGAAUGACAAUGUUUUUGAGGGUAUGACUGAUUAACAACCAUUUUAAAAUUAAACUUGGGCUCAUUUAUAAUGUGUAUGUGUGAAUGGUGUAAAUUGACACUACAGCAGCUUCCUUGUUUUCUUGUCACCAUGACAGCAAUGUUCCCACAGACGCAGCCUGACUUAUCUGAAGCUUUGGCCGAGGUGUCAGCAUGAACAGUCUGAUGAACGGUGACCUGAGGUUGGCCCAUCACGAUGGGCAGUGUCGAAGGAAAGCCAAGAACUCCAGAGUAAGACAUCUGCAUCAGAGCAACUUAAUCUUGGGUGACACAGCACCCUGCUACACCACGACCCACAACCAGAGUUAUUCUGGAAGGUCGGCUGAUGGACGUCCUCGGAUCUUCCAUCUGAGAGAGCCCAGCUUCCCAUCACAGCAUCGGACCCAGCUGGAUCUUAGUAACACCUCCACACCGCUGCAGUGUGCGCUGCAGUCACACACUAAAGACGUGCACAGGCACAAACACAUCCUGCUGAGAACCGACCCAAAGGUGGAAAACUGGGCUAGGUAUCGCAGUGGCCAGGCCGUCAGAGAAAUAACCAACCCACAGGAUCCAUUUGAUUCCUGGACCACCUACAAAGCAGGGUACACACCCCCAGUAACUGACGUCUCACCACAACUGGCUGGUGGCAGACCAACACAUUGGCACCAACACAACAUACUGACAGGUGAACAGAAGCAGACGAACGGUCCAGGUGAGCCUAGGAGACGGUCAAGAGACAAGCUGCUGUGGGCAGCGAGGCGCUGGGAGACAGACUGCUGUGCACUCCGACUCUCCUGACACACAUUACAACUAUACAGUGCACAACACUCCAACAUUAAAUAUAUGAUCCUGGCAUUUCCGUGACUCCUGUCUGGUUUGAUGAUGUUUUACUUAAAGGAUGAACAUAGUAAUGGAGAUAAAAGUGGCUCAUCCGUCCUUGAUUGUCUGACUUCCAUAAAAGAACUGAUUUCUCCUGUGUUAUACAACUCAGUGGACAUGCAUAAUAACCUGAUCAUUUGAAGUAUACAUUUUAAAUGCAGGGUGUGUCAGACUUGCUGCACAUUGCACACAUUACAGUGUGUUUAGUUUGGUAUGUCACCAGACAUCUUCCUCUAAGAACUUUGUGUGAACACUGGGAACAGCCCUAGAGGGAAACAACAGAGUUGCAUAGUCACAUAAGAUAUGCAGAAAUUAAAAAGACAUUUAAAGUCUCGGUCUUAGGGAGGAAAAGAAAAGCAAUCAGAGAACGAUUGGACUAGAUCUGUGGACAAGCUCAAAACGUAGAAAACCACAUAAAACUUGAACACAUAUCCUUAAUUUGUUUGGAAUAUUGUUGUACUGUAACACAUUGAGAAACAUAAUCAACACGUCUGUACAGUCUGCUGUCUCUGGGGUGUCUUAUUUAUGGAGUAGGGUGACAGGUUAUACCUG